AUGUCUGGCACCUCUUCUCCAACUUUCAAAUGGGUUCCGACAAAUCGUCUGGUCCACGGACGGAUCGUUACGAAGUUUCUGCCAUUGAUGAGACAUCCAGGUCUGGGACUUGAAAAUCCCAACUACUCAAACUUGUAUCCUGGUGAUGAGGUAUAUGUUUUUGAAGAGACCACCGACGGGCGGUGGUUUCGAGGCUAUACGUGUUGGCAGCCAUUACCGGAGGAUUUUAUCGGUCGGCUGAGCUCGUUCAGUGAGCAGUUGCCUGAACAGAAGUUCAAAGUCGUGGUGUUUCCUCAGAGGUUUGCACAUCUUGACUACGAAGAGCAAGUUACUGAUUUGCCCUUUUUAGCCGCACCUGAAAAAUCUCAAUUUUCAUCAUCUACCACCAAUACGCAGCUAUCAACGAUGUUCGACCUGACUGGCGAUUGGUCAAAAGAUGACAUAAUGGAACUAGGUGGCUCAUCCGUCACAAAGGCCAGUCGUCCUCCUUUCCCUUACUUUCGUUUACAGGACUAUGACAUCGUUCAGGAACUGACUCCAAUGCUGUCGCAGCUCGUAACGCAUGUUUACUCCAUGUAUUCUUUCGGAGAGUUCGAGGUCGCGGAAAACAUGACAGAGCUGUAUUACAAGCUCGACGACAUUCGCCUAAGACUUUUGCAUAAGCUCACCACAAGUGUCGAACACGAACAGCUCAUCAAAGACAUGUGCUCAAUGUCGUACAAGAUCGCCAAAUUCAUCUCUUCUAAAGAUUUAACUCCAGCCAGUGCUCAUACAGAAACUUCCAGCCUUGUUCAUGCUUCAGGAUAUGGUAGUAUUUUAUCCAGGGAAAUGUACUCGGGUAAACUGUACAAAUACAACGAGGUGACACCUCAGAUCCUGGCAAGCAUGUCAAUGCUCUGCGGUUUGAGUAACAAUUUCCCGAGUGCGAAUGUUUAUCAGCUGAAGCUUCUUCCCCUGGAGAACAAGACUUUCGAUUCGGUCGAAUCGACGAGCAUUCUAGUGGAUUUCAAGGAUGCUUUGAGCGAUCCCACCGUUAAUCCUAACUUUCAAAACCUCUCCGCUAUAAUGUACUUGCGAGCAGGGAAAACGACGCUCUCGGAGCCAUUUAUUUUAAACAUGGAACGCGAUGAUGUAGUUUCGAUGGACAAUAUAUCGGCAGCGUUGUUCAACAAUAUUCCUCCCAGCGAAGUGGAUAACAACAAGGUGUACUUGGUUGUGGUGCUGACUGAAACAGUCAAGAUUCAACUCAUGUCACCAGAAUCAGGUAAAGGGUUCAGGAAACCGUUUGUACCUUUUCUAACAGGUAGUGACAACAGAUUGUCACACAUGAAAAAGGGUUUGGCGGCUGGAGUUAUCGAUAUCUCUAGACUGAUUACUCGUAAGAAAAAGCAUAAGUUACCGGGUAACUCACAUCAGUUUAAUGUCGAGCUGUUUGGAUCUUACAUGCCCAGUAAGCGAAAGGAUGCUCCCUCGCCACAGUCAAUGGUUAAUGUUGGCAAUGCUCCAAGUGCCGCCGCUUUGACCAGGGCUGCCGCUAAAAUCGAAGAAAACAACGGAUGGGGUGAACUGGUAGACAGAAUUAUCGCUGACGCCAAUAAAGGUAUUGCUGUUAAUCCAAGAAUCCUUUCGCUCUCAGUGACUGUCAGAGAAAUUACAGGCGACUUUGGUCUCUCCAGCGUUUUAAAAAACAACAUGUCUGCUAUUCAGAGCAUACCUACUUGCUCUUAUGACACUCUAUCCAACCCUGAGGACAGGAUUUAUUUGACUUUGGGCAAGACCUCUUUAUGUGGAUUUAAGGCAUACGACACUAACAUAUCGAGCGUAUCGAUUCAAAUCUCAUCCAGCAACCCACUUGUCACGUUCAGAAAUGGUGUCAAUGACGUUUCACGUAGAUACUGGAUGUUCGUAUCUGUAAAACCAGACGAAGUGAUUGGCGAAACAAUACGAAUUGAUGGAUUGGAGGAAAUGAAAAACGAUGAGACUCUCAGAAUAUCGGCUUACAUCAAUGGAUUUCUCAUGGCCAAGUCCAAGUUUUACAUCAAGAGAAAUGAAAAGAUCAUUGAAUAUGCUAAAAAAUCUGUUUUCCAGCUUAUGUCCACAACUAGCGAGCCUCUCGUUGAUUUGGAGAUUACCACUGACUAUGUGGGAAAAAGCUUCAAUGUCGAGUCGUCAAUUCGCAGUUUUCUUCAGUUUUCUUAUGAUUUUAAAAGAUCAUUCUACGAUUUUGAGAAAGAUUGCCUCCAGUUGCUGGCUGAAGUAAAAGCAACACCAGUAAAGGAGCUCAUCAAGACGUUUGAUGCCUUGUUGACCAAAUUCCUCGACGUGUUUUACGUUGCCAAUAUUCUUGAAGAGCAGAGGUCUUCUGACGAAUUUAAAAAAGCUUCUUUUAUGUCUUUGAUGUUUUUCUUGGAUAUGGUUGUCGCUCGUCAAGAUAACUACAGACACUUGUUUAAUGACUUCCUGCUAACAUAUGCAACGAGAAAAUCGGAACUGCCAGAGGUCGGGGCUAAGCUUGUCCACUUUGCUUCGAAAUUUUACCGUUUUUCUCACGAAGUAUGGAAUUACGAUGGAAGAGCUCUUUGUCGAGUUUCGGUUUAUCUUUUCAAACUUGCGGUGUUACUUUCCAGCCCUCAUGAUGACGGCCUACAAAAGUCGCUGGUUGAGUUUUUCGAAGGCAUAUCAACAUUUUUCCGGUUGAGAAAAGAAUCAUCAUUGGUAGACCAAGUGCUGAUUUUGGAAGCGUUUGAUGCGUGGAUCUUAGUUCUCUCAACUCAUUGUGAUUCUAAAAUUCUUGUCGACGCUUCAACUGGCUUAUUCCAGGCUUGCCACGAUAAGGAGCGCACAUGUGGGAUUUAUAGAAGAGCUCUCUCAGUCAAGGAACAAAAGUUUGUGGCCACGAAAUAUCUCGUCAUGCGUCGCCUGAUUGACGUCGACUCAGUAAGAAAUGUUCUGUUGACCCCUGACACAGUCGAAUACUACGAACAGAAGUUCAUUGCUAAGUUGAUUGAAUGGUCUUUCGAGCCUUUCCUCAAUUAUAAUGGCGAACAUCUGCAUUUGACUACCAUCAGGCUAGCGAACGGUGUCCUGGUUAGCGUUAUCAGACGUGCCUCGGAUAUCGUGAAGCGUAACCUUGUCAGACUAAUACCAACAGUGUGUCGAUUUUUUAUCCUGGUCAGGAAGUACUGCAAGGAGAGGGAGCUUUUCAAAUUUAGGAGAACAUUCACAAAGCUGUUCCCAAUUACUUACCCGUUUGACGAAAUUACUGUUGAUUCGAUUGUUCAAGAAGAUAUGGUCGUUGAGGUUUUAGUUGAGCUUGCUACCAUACUAGCAACUAUAACACAAAUGGCGGAGGAAAAUUUCAAAGAUUCGUUGUCUUUCAUGAAAAUAACUGAAAUGUGCUCUGAAGAUAAAGCUUUCAAUUCAGUCUUUUAUGUGACACAGUUUGCAAGAGAAGAUCUUCUUACUGUAGUCCAUACUGUCAGGCUAUUUAUGAAAGGGAGAUUUUUCCCUAGUAAAAAAUGGCUUUCAUUGAGUGAGCUAUAUAACAGAAGCGCUGUCUGCUUAUUCAAGCUCAGCGAAGAAAUUUUGGUGAAACACAAAAUUCCUGUUAUAGGUUCGGAAGAUACACUAGAUAUCAAGUUAUGGAACGAAUGGGUGAAAAUGCUUAUCGCUUUGGGUAAUCAUAUCCCUUCCAACCCGACACUAUUAGCUGAAAUCCCCCGAAAAGCUUUGUAUUUGAUUGGCGGAGACUACAGAACGGAAGUGGCACUAAUGUUGGAACAUUGCUGGGAUGCAUUGGGCCAAGAUACGUCUGGUACCGAGAUCUGGGAAAAGUAUGGUAUAACGAGAGCCAACGGGUUCCAGAACUAUCUAGUUCGCGCUGACAAAACUUUUGUCCGAGAAAUCAUGGAAUUUACGUUUCAGAGGCACACAGAAGCAAGACGAGUUGGUGCAAAGAUUAUUUGGGGUACAUCUGCGAAUUGCUGGCUCACUUAUGGCAACUUGGAGCCUGUCAUGAUGCAAACAACCUCCGAACUUUGUGCUGCCCAUCAGUCAGGUAGAUUCAUCCCAACCCUACACGAAUCUGAAAACUAUGUGAAGGCAUUACUAUUCACCAUUCGUUUGGCAAAAGAUGAUGCCAUGUUUUCUCCCAUUCUAAAAGUCAUGAAGCUGGUACGCGACCUGCUUACCGUCUUGAUUGAGUUUAGUGAAAUUCCCGACGACAAAGAGUUUGACGAUGAUAGAACUGCUCACCAAAUAACAAUCUUUGGGUACCUCUUGGAAGUGAAAAAACCUGAGGAGCUUCACAAGCUCGUCAAUGACUUGUAUAUUUACAACAUCAAGAAGAAGGACAACGUUCAGGCAGCUUUGAGUUUAGAGCUGUUGGCGAGAACGUAUAAGUGGGACCCUAAUGACCUUCUACCGCCUGUUGCAUUUCCGGCACUCCCAGAGCAAUCUUCAUUUCAGCGGAGAGAGUUUCUGUACAGGGAAGUGGCAAAGCAUUUCCAUAAAGGUCUAAAACUCGAAAAGGCUUUGUCAAUCUACAAGGAGUUGGCUCAAGCGUACGAGAAAAUCAAUUACGAUCUAGGCGGUUUGUCGCACGCCCAUGGAAACAUUUCAAAACUUUACGAAGACUUACAGGUAGUGGACAGAUUGGUGCCAACCUACUUCAAAGUAACUUUUGCUGGAUUCGGUUUCCCAAGUUCGACAAGAAACAAGACAUUUAUUUAUGAAGGUCUUCCCUUCGAACACAUUACGUCCAUGCAAACGAGACUCUUGGUUUCCCAUCCUGGUUCAAAAAUAGUCGGCACUCAGGAUGAAGCUGACAAUCUGUUGGUAAAUUCACCAAUCGGGAAGUUCAUUCAUGUAAUUACGGUUGAGCCUAGAGUGGAAAUUUCUGAUGCCUUCACGAACAAGAGCAACAAGGAGAACGCCAAUAACAAAAUCAGACUGUAUGUUGAAAACAGAGAUCUGAACACGUUCUGUACCUACAGAGUCUUACCAGGUGCAACUUCAGCUACGGAUCUCUGGGUCAAAGAGCUGACUUACGAAACCGCUUCCACGUUCCCAACUCUCAUGAACAGAGCAGAAAUCACCUCAACUAGCAGCAAGACCUUAUCGCCGAUCGAAAAUGCUAUCCGUUCCAUGCAGCUGAAGAUCCAAGAUCUGGCCGGGUUGGAAGAUACGUGCUACAAGAUGUUGAAGGAAAAUGGGGACUACACUGCCGUUUUCCCGGAGCUAUCCAGAAACAUCAGCGGCACGAUUGACGCACCAGUUAAUGGUGGUGUCUCUCAAUAUCGUGAUUUUUUUAAAAGUGACGACAGCAAACUGGGUGAUGAAAGUCAAUUGAGUUUACUGAGGUCUACAUUUGACGAGCUCGCGACCAUAUUGUGUAGAUGUCUGGCACUCCAUGGUCACCUGUGCCAUGGGUACAUGAAGAAGUCUCACGAAAUGUUGUUGGGCCUAUUCUACCGGAAUUUCGCAGACGAGGUCGCGAAGAACAGCCUUGUUGUGAACGAGGCCGAUUUGGAUCUUGUUAGUCGCAUCACAUCCAGGACCACCGAUACGAAUUUAAGCAGUGGACCUGUGGUUGAGCCCUCUCUAGAAGCCGUCUCGUUAGCAAAGUCCGUAGCGUCGGGCUCCCAUUCUAUCAAAUCGUCGGAUUCAAACUCUAAUGGCACUGGCUUGAACGGCGUGGCGACCGCGAACCCCGAGACUGCUUCUGUGGCUACUAAUGGUACGAAGCAGAACUCCAGAACCUCAGCGCAGUCGUCGAAAUUAAGUUUGUUCCGGACCGGCAUGAACAAGAAAUUUGGUAAAAGCGCAAAGCCCAAAAAUAAGGCUUGA
This is a messenger RNA of Lachancea sp. 'fantastica', 5847 nucleotides long. NCBI's taxonomy places the organism in Eukaryota, Fungi, Ascomycota, Saccharomycetes, Saccharomycetales, Saccharomycetaceae. The record is from the annotation of a GenBank genome assembly.